Messenger RNA from Mycena indigotica, 1356 nucleotides. RefSeq lists its product as uncharacterized. The record is from RefSeq and is a predicted model, not a curated record. Lineage: Eukaryota; Fungi; Basidiomycota; Agaricomycetes; Agaricales; Mycenaceae. Gene Ontology annotation, molecular function: G-protein beta/gamma-subunit complex binding; guanyl nucleotide binding; GTPase activity. The coding region runs from base 1 to 1356 and encodes 451 amino acids. Gene Ontology annotation, biological process: adenylate cyclase-activating G protein-coupled receptor signaling pathway. Gene Ontology annotation, cellular component: heterotrimeric G-protein complex. The transcript is spliced from 15 exons.
AUGCACCAGUCUCGCCGAAAUGUCUGGCCCCCACCCCCGCCUCCACCAGAGUCAGAGCAGGAGAGACUAGCUCGCAUUGAUGCAGAACGAGAGGCAAAACGCAUCAGCAAUGCAAUCGACGAGCAAAUUGCGGUGGAGCGUGAGCAGCGGAGGCGACCCUCCAAUGCCAAAGUUCUUCUACUCGGCCAGGCAGAAGCGGGCAAGUCGUCGGUUCUGAAGAAUCUACAGCUCUACUUCGCUCCAAAGGCUUUCCAGGCAGAGGCGGAAGCAUGGCGGCCAGUGAUACACCUCAACCUCGUUCGCUCGGUCAACUUUGUUCUGGGGCUAUUAGAGCUGCGACACAAUGAUGGGGGGACUUCUCCCGUACUGAGUGGUUCACUCCGUCGACUGUCAUUCAGCCUUGCGCCGUUACGGCAAGUGGAGGAGAGUCUCUCCAGUCGCAUCGCAGGAGCACGAUCGAUUGAGGAACAAUCGGAGGCAGAACGCUACAACCCGGCAAAAGCAUCUGAAAUCUCCGUUCGCUCUGGUGUUGGCUGGACCGCAUUUCUACGCUUCCGACGUGGCUCAGUUGACAGCGGCAGGGCCGCUAGCGAGAAAUCAGAAGAGAUGCAAAUACGGAGAAUAUUAAGCGCGUGUGCAACAGACAUUGCCGCUCUUUGGGCCUCAGAAGACGUUCAGCAGGGUUUGAGGGACCGCGACAUAAUUCUGCAGGAGCAAUCAGGCUUCUUUCUCGAUGAGGUACAGCGAAUCUGUCAGGAAUCCUACACACCCACACCGAACGACAUUCUACGCGCGCGGGUACACACUGUUGGACCUGAAGAGCAUGUUAUUCAUAUGGAGUCUGGGACUGAAACUAUGCGGACCUGGACCGUCUACGAUGUCGGUGGCUCGACAAGCCAACGAGCCGCGUGGGCACAGUUUUUCGAUGAUGUACACGUGAUAAUCUUCCUCGCACCGAUCUCUGCGUUCAACGAGACCCUGGCUGAAAACCACACCGUAAAUCGACUGGCCGAUUCACUCAAGUUGUGGCGGACAAUAUGCAGCAACAAAUUGCUCGUCAACGUUGAAUUCAUUCUUUUCCUCAACAAAGUCGACAUCCUGACGCGCAAAAUUCAGUCAGGGAUUCGUUUCGCAGAACACGUCACUUCAUUCCGGGACAAACCCAACGAACCCAAAGAGGUUAUUAAGUACCUAUCAGACGCGUUUGCCACAAUAAAUCAAACCUACUCCCCACGCAAGCGCAAGAUGCACCGACACGUCACUUGUGCAAUUGAUACUAAAGCAACAUCUAUCGUCAUUAACGACAUCCGCGAAGUAAUCCUCCUUAGAGCACUCGCUGCCACGAGCAUCUUAUAG